AUGUUUUCUCUUUGGUAUUUACUCGUUAUUCAAGCCUACAAAGUUUCCAUUGAAGUUUUAAGUGCCUCGAGAGGAUGUACGGCCAUACUUAGAUGUGUCGUACCUAGUUUCGUUAAAGAAAUGGUUAAAGUUGUUUCUUGGGUUCAAGAUCCAUCGACUUACCUUUAUCCAAAAUUACAAGGAGAUGGAAAAUAUCACGUUUUACCAACGGGAGAAUUAUUAAUACAUAAUUUACAAUUAAAUGAUCAAUAUCCGCAAUACAGGUGUCGUACAAUGCACAGAUUAACUCGUCAAGUUGUCGGAAGUCCUCCUGCCACGAUUCGCAUUUCCGGUACAAACAAAGGAUUUAAAAGAUUCUUCUUUCAGAGCGGAAGUAAAAUCAACGACAGAAAAAAAAACAAAAAAAAGUGA
Pediculus humanus corporis (human body louse) is the source of this 411-nucleotide messenger RNA. RefSeq lists its product as uncharacterized. Lineage: Eukaryota; Metazoa; Arthropoda; Insecta; Psocodea; Pediculidae. The transcript is spliced from 4 exons. The record is from RefSeq and is a predicted model, not a curated record. Bases 1 to 411 code for a protein of 136 amino acids.